UGUGGACUCUGAGAUUCAGACUGGGACUUUAUCUUUUCAGUAAUUUUCCUUAGGGUGUGUGUUGUUAGUAGUGUGGUGGUGUGUAGCAAACCUGAUAAACUGUGAAGGAUGACACUUUUUGAAGGCAAGGUGGUGGCUUUCUUCAGCAUUGCCAUUUCAGCUGGAGUACUAGCUGCAGCACACAAAGCUAAAAACAUCCAUCUUCUUUCUCUAGAAGAACAAAAAUUCAUUCAAAACGAUGGACAAAAAGGGUUACCACGGGACUGUCAUGAGCUGUGGGAAAGUUCUGGCGGUAAGGCACGGGAUGGUGCCUACAUGAUCAAGCCAAGAGAGUUACCUAUUGUAGCCUUCUGUGCGAUGCAGGAAGGUGGCUGGACUGUUAUCCAGCACAUCACAGUCAACAGCAGUGUGGACUUUGACCGCUCCUGGGAGGAGUACAAGUUGGGCUUUGGAACUUUGACUGGCAACCAUUGGCUGGGCAAUGAAUUCAUCCACCAACUCACCAGUGGGCCUAUCCGCUACAAGCUGGGCAUCAAGUUGGUGGACAAAGAUGCCGUAACCAAAACAGGAGAAUAUGACCCAGCACUAGUGGAAGGAGAAGAUGCACAGUACAAGUUGCGUCUGGGCUUGUACCAUGGCACUGCUGUGGAUGCUCUCACUUUAGAUCCAGAGAACUACCUUCAUGAUAACCAGAAGUUUACCACUAAGGACCGUGACAAUGAUAACUAUUUCCAGAACUGUGCAAUGCUAGAGUUCCAUGGAAUUGCAGGUGGGGGCUGGUGGUAUGAUGCUUGUGCAGGUGCCAACCUCAACCGCCGCAACGUCAUCUAUUGGCAAAAUGAUUGCAACAAGGAGCACCUGUGCAAAUAUGCCUGGAUGAUGGUAAAGCCUUCAGAUUUAGUGAAAGUUUUGCAUCCAGCAGAUUGCAAAAGGGAUGAGCUUUGAGCUAUUGCUGCAUAGUAUUAGCAAAGCAUACUGUAGCAGUAUGUGUAGGAUGGCUAAACUGCAAAAAAAAAAAAAAAAAAAUUCAUAAAAUGUUUUCUCUUUGACCAUUUGAUCAAGCAAAUAACACUCAUCCCUCACACAAUGAUCAAUUGUCUCCUGAUCGUUUGUUUAAAAAAAUAGCUUUUAGACUGCAGGAGAGUAGAUCUUCAGGAAAGUCAUGAUUAGUUGACUCAAUCAUCUGAUAAAACUGACGACUGGUUUUAGGAAAACAUAAUUAGAUUAACUGUGAGUUUUUUUUAUAUAAAGAUUUCAUUCACUGUAACUGAAUAGGGAGUAACACAUUUUUCUAUAUAUCAUAAAUACAAAGAGGAUUACAAAAUAAUACAAAUAAUACAAAUAAUAAUAAUAAUAAUAAUAAUAAUAAUAAAAAAAAUAAUAAUACAGCUAAGUGAUAGUUUAUUACCUAUACUUUUAAUAAUAUUUAAUGCAAUAUUCUAAUAUCAGUGUUUAACACAUACUGUGUCACUGAAUAUCCUUAAAAAUUAAAAAGUGCCUCUUAUGGAUUAACAAAUCAGAGAGAGGAAUUACAAAAACAACUUGUUAUGCACCAUGUCUGUUUAAAUAUGAAAAUCUUAAAAUAGAACAGAAAAUGUUUUAUUAUUAAUUGUUUGUUUGUUUUACACAAUGUUUUGGCCAUUUUAUUUGUCUUUUAAAACUUUCUUUGUGCUCAUGUUCUUUUUUGUAAAUGGGAAAAAACAUUUGAAGUAUGUGUAACUGGGUCAUGUUAUACACCUGAAUGUUAAUAGCUAGAACAGGGCUAUAUACCUUUAAGGUAAUAAAAACUACACUGACAUCAUUUUGUAGGACUCGCAUUGAAUUAUGGGUAACAUGAAAGGAAAGACCGGGAAAGUUACAGAACAAGAUGGCUAUGUCUUGAAAAUAAACAGGUUAGAAAUUUAAUCUAAUAACUUUGUUAGUUCAUAAAUAAGCAUAAAGAACUGUCAGGUUUCUUUAAAGAGUCUUUAGCAGAGAUAGAUGAACUUGUAUGAAUAAUUUCAGAGAAUGAUGGAGUUGGAUUGGCAAAUUUCAAUUGAGAUCGCUAUUGUAAUCACAUUGCAAUCAGCAUGAUUAGAAAUGAUUAAAAUAUUUAUUAAAUGCAAUGUUUUUGUUUUGCAUGAUGUAAAUGUUAUAGACAUUACAAGUGGUAAUAAUUAAGCAAAUGUGCAAUGUUUUAAUGAGCUGCUUUGUGCUAUCCAGUUAUGUGCAUAAAAUCCUGGUGAGGAAGUUACACGUGUGUGGACAUUAGCACGUGCAGGAGAAGUGAGUGAUUUAAUGAUUUCUUUUGUUUAUGUGAUUUAGAAUAUAUAUGGAUUUGUCAGAUGUGUGUGGUGUAUUGAUGAAUGUUUUUCUUUUUUUCUUUUGUCAGUUUUACCACUACUGUGUUGUAGUUUUACUGUAUGCCAUUUAUUUUCGUAUGGUUUAGUUUACCGUGUGUAGAGUAGGGCAUUAUGCACCUUUUUGCACUACAGUUUAUACAGUUUAUACCAUUUUCCAUAUUGUUUGGAUUGGGGCAAUAUUUUGCAUUGCAUCAGCUUGCAUUGUACUGAUUUUAGUCAUCUGCUGGAGAGCAGAUGUUGCCAAUUUUUGUUUUAUUUUUUAUUUCUUUGUUUUCUCCCAAAAUCCAAAAUCCCAUGUUAGGAUCUAUCAGAUAAAUAAAACCCGAAAAAGUCUUUUUGUUGGUUUUGUGCAUAUAAUUUCUCUAGCCGCCAACAUAUGUACAAAAACAUUUGAUGUAUGUACAAUCUUGUUCAAGUAUAUUUUGAAAUAUUCAGAUUAAAGUGUAUUUUCCAAAACAGCAAAUCUUUUAUGAUUAUAUUAAACCUACAUAUAAGAAUGGCAAUUUUAGAUAUUUAUCAGAUUUUACAUUUGUUAAUAUCACAUAUUUACCUUGUGUGAAGCAAUCAACAAAUAAGUCAUUUUAGAUGCUGUGGUAAAAAAAAUAAAAAUAAUAAUCCAUAAAAACAACAUUGAAAGUUGCACAGCUGUACGUUCUUUUAGGUUUUAAUGGUUGAUGGGUGUUUUGUUUCAAAUUCAUAUCACACCAACAAUGGUCUCUUUCACAGCAUUCCAGCAGGUCUACAGGUCUACAAUAUUGUACCAGACAUCCUUUGACAGCUCUUUGGUCUUGCCCAUGGUGGUGGAAAGGUUUGAAUAGAAAAGGUUGAUUCUGACAGGUGUCUUUUACAUACAUAAGGAAAUGAUAUUAGGUGUACAUUCUUAAAGAUACAGAGACUAAUUUGGGUCUGUGGGAGUCAGAAUUCUUGCUGAUUUGGUAUGGGAUAAAUACUUAUUUCACUCGAUUAAAUACAAAUUUAUUUAUUUAUAACUUUUCUUAAAUUAUUGAAUUUUUUUUAUAUUCUGUCUCUUUCUGUGAAAAUAAACCUACCAUAAACAUUCUAGACUGUUAAUUUAAGUAGUAAUUUUACAAAAUCAGCAAGGGAUCAAAUAAUUAUUUCCUCCACUGUAAGUGGACUAACAAAUUACAUUUACUUACAUUUACUCCACCACUGCACACCUUAUAGGAUCUGUUCUGUAUAAUAUUUUAUAUAGAUUUUUUUAAGCAUGGUUGCCAACUUGCCAUCUGUAAAAUACAAAACAAAUGUUCUCUUAACAUAUCUAAACAAGGUCCACAUGCAUUAAGUUACAUUUUAACAAGUUAACAUUUUUAAUGUGUUAUUAAAAUAUGCAGGUAUAACUAGUAAUGUAGAGCCUAGUAAUGUGUAAUCUAGUAACACAACUUCUACAGGGUGAACUUAAAAGCAUAAACCUCCUGGCCUCUUUCAACACAUGAAUAACAGCUGUCACUUUCUGACACCAUUUAGCUUCUCACAGAUUAUCAGAUAGCUGUUAAAAAAAAAAGAGCUAUCUUAGUUGAAAGUUAAUUUUAUUAACUUUUCAAUCUGUACAGGUGGUUGCAAUGUUAGGCCCUCUGCUUUUCUCUUUAUAUAUGCUGCCUCUUGGUGAAAUUAUUCAUAAACAUAGGAUUCGCUUUCAUUGCUAUGCUGAUGACACAGCUGUAUAUUUCAGCAAAGCCA
Messenger RNA from Silurus meridionalis, 4040 nucleotides. RefSeq lists its product as uncharacterized. Lineage: Eukaryota; Metazoa; Chordata; Actinopteri; Siluriformes; Siluridae. The record is from RefSeq and is a predicted model, not a curated record. The transcript has 3 exons. The coding region runs from base 109 to 945 and encodes 278 amino acids.